Molecule: messenger RNA, 3355 nt
Organism: Girardinichthys multiradiatus
Lineage: Eukaryota; Metazoa; Chordata; Actinopteri; Cyprinodontiformes; Goodeidae
Exons: 7
Coding region: 96-1649 (517 amino acids)
Molecular function (GO): GTP binding
Source: RefSeq, a predicted model, not a curated record
ACGGACCCAUCUGUCCUGUGUGAGGCUGUCAGACAGAACAGAUCUGUUCUCUCUGAAACGGCACCAACAUUUAGAACAUUCUGCAGCAUUGGACCAUGCAGAGACGAACUAACAGGAGAGGAUACACAGAAUAUUUUGUUAAAGACAAACAUCUGAAGCUAAACAAUCUGAAACUGGAAGCUGAAAGGUUUGGUUUAGAAAACAGAUACCUCCGCACAGAAAACAUUCCAGAAUAUCCUAAACCAGAGUUCCACACGAGUCUUCUGAAACAUGAAACUACAGGAUCAGCAUUAGGUGGGAUCAGGAAUGAUGGAGGCUUCAGGAAUCCAUACGGAGGACCCCUGAUAUGGUGGAGUCUGGCUGUGGGACCAGAAGAGUUGAAGGAUGCAGAGGUGAGGCUCGUGGAGAAGACUUUCCCAGAUCGGAUGGAGGUGGAAGAUCCUGAGCAGCAGAGCUUCCUGUGGAGGUUUGCCACCUCUCCAGCCUUCGUGGAAACAUCCCGGCUGGGCACGUACCGCUUCACCUUCCCACUGGAGGAGGUUUUGACAGCCUACAGAGACCAGUUUUGCUCCGGUUUCCAGCCCAUCAUGCGGGUGUACGAGACUGUCCUAUACAAGCAAGAAGUGAUGCACGUCGUUCUGGUCCACAGUCCAGCUCAUCAGAACUUCUCACACUGCCCUUUUCUGACUGAUGACCCCGAAGCCGUCUGUGUUUACAGAGAUGGGCAUUUUAUCUGGAGGUCAGAGGCCAUGUGUGGAAAACACUGGUUGGAGCUGGUCAGCAGACCUGACAGCCAGCAGCUGGAGGCCUGUGGUGUAGCUGAGGACCUGUAUUAUGUUUGGGACCAUGUUGCUGUUGCACUGCAUGUUGGGAACAAACAGGUGCUAAAGUUUGAUGCUGAUCGACUGAGAAACAACCUGAAGUACUGUCUCCAAGACGACGUUAACUACACUCUAAGGGAUCACGUAGCGGUCAGUUUUGAUGAUGCUAAAAGGGUGGUGAAGAACUGGUGGCCGGACUGGAGCGGUCAUCUGGAGAUGGAGAGUUCGCUGCAGCAGAGUUUGACAGUUACAGACAUCAAACUGGUUCUAGUUGGAUGGCCUGGAGUGGGCAAGAGCUCCAGUGUGAACACCAUACUGGGAAUAAAUGCCUCUAGCUGGGGUGCAGCUGUUCCACCCUCAGGUAGAACCCGGUGCUGUCUGAAGAGAGGGAACAUCUUCAACGGGGAGGUGACCAUCAUCGACACUCCAGGACUCUCAAGAACAUCCAAGCCUGAGUUCAAGGAACAACUCUUCAGAUGCAUCAACCUGUCAACCCCUGAACCCUACGCAGUCCUGCUGGUGAUCAGACUGGGGUUCUUCACCACAGAAGUUGAGGAAACAGUGAAGCAGAUGCAGGAAAUGUUUGGGGAAAAUGUCUGGAGCCGCACCAUGAUCCUCUUCACCCACCAGGACCAGGCUGAACCAGACAUCCAGAACCAGCUGGAGAAGAAUGGAAACCAGCUAAAGAUUCUGUUUGAGAAAGUGGGCAACCGAUUUCAGGUCCUUAAUAACAACCUGGGCCCCAGAGAUGUCCAACAGGUCUGGGAUCUGUUGUUUGAGGUGAAAGAGAUGCUGGUUAACAAUAAUAGAAGGGAGUUAACUGGAUAGAACCAUAUUUCCAACACCUGAGUGAAUUGAGCUCACGCUGAGCUGGGUUCAAAGGUAUCCUGCAGGGAUGGGCAACAACCUUCACACACGAUGUCAGCUUCAACCCAUGAUUAUUCACAUUCUGCUCCAUAUUCUGGCUUUUCGACUCACGCUUCAUUCUCAGGGGCUGCAGCAGAAACACUUAUGUGUUUUAUGCACAAAUGAGGACCAGAACCAUUACACUGGGCACCAUAUCAUACAGUUUGCAGAUGAUUUUGUCAUUGUAACGCUUUUAAGAAGUGAAAACAUGCAACAUGGCCUGGUAGUUAAUGGUUUAAAAAUGGUGCAAAGAUUCUUUGAAAAACAGAAUAAAGCCAUCUUCUAAACCUGUCAGUCCAGUGACUGCUGGAGAUAAACGCACCAAAUGAAGCAACAAACAUAGCUGGUCUGCAAUGAUCAUCAGUCCUUUUAACAAGCCACAGCAGCAGGCCCACUCUAUGAACUCACCCACUGAAGAACACAUGAAAAUAUCUGGAGGCAUAAAAUGAAAAAUGAAGCAGUUUAACUAGUUUUAUUUCCACUGAAUGACUUGUUUUGGACUUAGUACCGCAUUUAUCACUGGCUUUUAUUGAGUGAUCUACGUAUGAUUCUUGGAGCUCCUCCGGGCUUCACAGCGGACUGGACCAGACCGGAGCAGAUACUGUGUAAAUCCAGUACAGUACAGUAAACAAGGGCGUAACUUUGACUCUAGCAUUGGGAGGGUUAAGCUCUCUGCCUAGUUAUUUAUUUAUUGAAUCGUUUACUUUUGGAAAAGGAGUCAGAGGAGUCCAGAAAUUCAUUCUAAUGCUUUUACUGUGAUUUACUUAACUUUCCUGUUUUCUUUGUAUUUAUUGUGGUUUUUCUGUUCCACAUCAGUUCAGCAAUUUAUAAAAGGCUUACUUUUUCUAACACAGAACCAAAUAUUUAACAUUUUUAGAGAACCUUCAUGUUCAUGAAUGGUGCAUUGUGGUGUUUCUGGGGUCUGGAAUGGAUUAAUUGUAUUUCAAUUCAUUUCAAUGAGGAAAAUGGAUUCCACAUAUGAAUAAUUUAUCCAUCAUGGAACAAAUUAACUUAUAAAGUAGAGGCACCACCAGGGGCGUUUGUAGGGUCUGAACCUUUGGGGUCUUCAGCCCAGGCCCUAAAUAGUUCAUUUUCACCAGACAGCGGCCCAGUUUAUAAGUCUCUUAAAGUAACACAGGACAUGUUGUAGCAGCUCUCUGCCUUGGCUGGGUUUUCAUUGAAUGUAAAUUAUUGUGAAUUAAACAAAAAAUCUUCACAAUAAUUUGACCUGGUUUUAAUUUUUUGUUAGUAGUUGACGUGAAGGAUGAAGAGAAACAGUUUAAAGAUCAUUUGGUUGAAGCAGAUAAUGACACAUUUUGUGAUAUUUGGAAAAAACUUUCUGCUCGGUCCGUCGGACUAAAGUUGUUCAUAAACUCAGAGAAACUAUGCUUACUGCGGUUCAAAUAAAUGUGCUUCUUUUCUCCUCUAUGAAAAUGACUUUUUAAAAUUUUACUCUCUUACUCUCUCUCCAAACCCUGAGGCUCCAUUGUCAUAAUUUUUUACAUUUAUAAAAAGAAAACUGGUAUAAAAUUGAUUUUCUGGUAAGACCCUAAAAACACAUUUAUUGAUUUUAAUUAUUCUGUGAGCCAUCCCGACAUUUCAUUAAAAUAUGUUCCUCCUUUCAUGAA